AGACGCUCAACCGACUGAGCCCCCCAGUGAGACGGUUUAAGCGGAAGCAUCUUACAGCCAUCGACUGCCAACAUUUGGCUCGGAGUCACUUGGCAGUGACCCAGCCCUUCUGUCAAAGAUGGACCAACAGAGACCCAAACCACGGUCUCUAUCCUAGACCCAGAACAAAAAGAGAGACUAGGGGUCAAGGAUGCCAAAGGUACAUCACUGAAUUCCUGCUAGCUGGCCAGCAGCGGCGCACCAAUGACAUGGCCAAAAGCAAUUCUGUGGGCCAGGACCCCUCUCAGGACUCGGAGGGGGAAAUGAUCUUUGCUGCAGAGAGCAGCUGUGCCCUGCCUCAGGACGGCGACGGGCGAGCCAGGCUGGGCUCCUCGGGGUCUGCGCCGCGUGCACGGAAGCGGUCCCGGUCCUUUGAGGAUGAGAGGAAUCCGGCGACAGGGACCAGCCGGUGGGAUGGGGCUUCUAAGAAGACUCCACGGCCUUGUUCGUUCCUGUCGUGCCCGAGACCCCGGGAAGCCAGGCAGGAAGCAGAGGACUUUCCGUCACGGUGCCCCGCGGAGGCCGGAGAGCCCGCCCAGGAAGUGGAAGACAUCGGCCCCGAUCCCGUCCCUGACCCUCACUACGGGCUCCUGGGCACCUUGCCCGGCCAGGAGCCACCGAGCCACAUCUGCAGGCUGCCCAGCGAGGUGCUGAGGCACGUCUUUGCUUUCCUCCCCGUGGAGGACCUCUACUGGAACGUGAGCUUAGUGUGCCACUUCUGGAGGGACAUCAUCAGCGACCCACUGUUCAUUCCUUGGAAGAAGCUCUAUUAUCGAUACCUGAUGAACGAAGAGCAAGCCGUGAGCAAAGUGGAUGGCAUCCUGCUGAACUCCGGUAUCGAGAAGGAGUCAGACUUGUGUGUGCUCAACCUCAUCCGCUAUGCGGCCACCACUAAGUGCUCCCCAAGUGUGGACCCCGGACGGGCGUUGUGGAGUCUGAGGGACCACCUCCUCCUCCCCGAGGCAGAGGCCUGUGUGCGUCAGCACCUCCCCGAUCUCCACGUGGCUGCUGCGGGUGUCAACGUGUGGGCUCUGGUGGCGGCCAUCGUCCUCCUCUCCAGCAGCGUGAAUGACAUCCAGCAGCUGCUCUUCUGCCUCAGGAGACCUAGCUCCACCGUGACCAUGCCCGACAUCACGGAGACCUUGUACUGCAUCGCCGUGCUUCUCUACGCCAUGCGGGAGAAGGGGAUCAGCAUCAGCAACCGGAUUCACUACAACAUUUUCUAUUGCCUGUAUCUUCAGGAGAAUUCUUGUACUCAGGCCGCAGAAGUCAAAGAGGAGCCGUCGGUUUGGCCAGGCAAGAAAAGCACCAUCCAGCUCACACACGAACAACAGCUGAUUCUGAGCCACAAGAUGGAACCUCUCCAAGUGGUGAAGAUUAUGGCGUUUGCAGGCACCGGGAAGACCUCUACCCUGGUCAAGUAUGCUGAGAAGUGGUCUGAGAGCAGGUUUCUGUAUGUGACAUUCAACAAGAGCAUCGCAAAGCAGGCCGAGCUAGUCUUCCCCAGCAAUGUCAUCUGCAAAACCUUUCAUUCCAUGGCCUAUGGACACGUCGGGCGGAAGUACCAAUUAAAGAAGAAAUUGAAUCUCUUCAAGUUGACCCCUUUCAUGGUCAAUUCUGUCCUUGCUGAAGGAAAAGGUGGAUUCAUAAGGGCCAAGCUCGUAUGUAAAACUUUAGAAAACUUCUUUGCCUCUGCUGAUGAAGAGCUGACGAUUGAUCACGUGCCCAUCUGGUGUAAGAACAGCCAAGGACAGAGAGUCAUGGUUGAACAGAGUGAAAAGCUGAACGGUGUCCUUGAAGCAAGCCGACUCUGGGACAACAUGCGGAAGCUGGGGGAAUGCAAAGAAGAGGCUUACCAAAUGACUCACGAUGGCUAUUUGAAACUCUGGCAGCUGAGCAAGCCUCUGCUUGCCUCUUUUGACGCCAUCUUUGUGGAUGAGGCCCAGGACUGUACCCCAGCUAUCAUGAACAUAGUUCUGUCUCAGCCAUGUGGGAAAAUCUUUGUAGGGGACCCACAUCAACAGAUCUAUACCUUCCGCGGUGCGGUCAAUGCUCUGUUUACAGUCCCUCACACGCACGUCUUCUAUCUCACACAGAGUUUUAGGUUUGGGGUGGAGAUCGCCUACGUGGGAGCUACUAUCUUGGACGUCUGCAAGAGAGUACGGAAAAAGACUUUGGUGGGAGGAAACCAUCAGAGUAGCAUUAGAGGUAGAGGUGACACAAAGGGGCAAGUGGCCCUGUUGUCCCGGACCAACGCCAAUGUGUUCGAUGAGGCCGUGCGGGUGACCGAAGGAGAAGUGCCUGCCAGGAUACAUUUGAUCGGGGGGAUUAAAUCAUUUGGAUUGGACAGAAUCAUUGAUAUUUGGAUCCUUCUUCAGCCGGAGGAGGAGCGGAGGAAACAGAACCUCGUCAUUAAAGACAGGUUCAUCAGGAGAUGGGUGCACAAGGAAGGCUUCAGUGGCUUCAAGAGGUACGUGACCGCGGCCGAGGACAAGGAGCUGGAGGCCAAGAUUGCGGUCGUCGAGAAGUACAACAUCAGGAUUCCGGAGCUGGUGGAGAGGAUCGAGAAGUGUCACAUAGAAGACCUGGACUUCGCAGAGUACAUUUUGGGCACGGUGCACAAAGCCAAAGGCUUGGAGUUUGACACGGUGUACGUUCUGGACGAUUUUGUGAAAGUGCCUUGUGCCAGGCACAACCUCGCACAGCUGCCCCACUUCAGAGUCGAGUCGUUUUCUGAGGACGAGUGGAACUUACUGUACGUCGCGGUAACUCGUGCCAAGAAGCGUCUCAUCAUGACCAAGUCCUUGGAGAACAUCCUGACUUUGGCUGGGGAGUACUUCCUGCGGGCAGAGCUGACGAGUGACGUUUUGAAGACCGGGGUGGUCCGCUGCUGCGUGGGGCAGUGCAACAACGCCAUCCCCGUGGACACGGUGCUCACCAUGAAGAAGCUCCCCAUCACCUACAGCAACAGGAAGGAGAACAAGGGCGGCUACCUCUGCCACUCGUGCGCGGAGCAGCGCAUCGGGCCGCUGGCCUUCCUGACGGCCUCUCCCGAGCAGGUGCGCUCCAUGGAGCGCACCGUGGAGAACAUAGUGCUGCCCAGACACGAAGCCCUGCUCUUCCUCGUCUUCUGAAAGCCACGGGGAGCUUUCUCCACGGUACAGAAUGCCUUGUGUGGACUCCAGUUACUUGAAGAAAGCCAAUGUGGGGUGGGGCUCUCACUCACCUGAGACUCUGAGUUUGCUCACAGAGCAGUUUUUGAGGAAUACAAAGCCAACGAGAGUUGGACCUGCCAUUUCUCCGUUCCUUGUAGGUAGCCGGUUGCCGCUGCCCUCCUCCAGGCGCAUCCGGCUGGGGGCUGGGGCUGGGGGUAUUCUUUUGAUAAAAAAACAAAACAUUUUAUGUAUUUAAACUUUUAUUACAAGAUUUCAAUUAAACAGGCAUUGUAGCACUGGCGUA
Molecule: messenger RNA, 3498 nt
Organism: Suricata suricatta (meerkat)
Lineage: Eukaryota; Metazoa; Chordata; Mammalia; Carnivora; Herpestidae
Gene: FBH1
Product: F-box DNA helicase 1
Exons: 21
Coding region: 249-3173 (974 amino acids)
Biological process (GO): replication fork processing; double-strand break repair via homologous recombination
Cellular component (GO): nucleus
Molecular function (GO): ATP binding; protein binding; DNA binding
Source: RefSeq, a predicted model, not a curated record